This is a messenger RNA of Felis catus (domestic cat), 3076 nucleotides long. Its product is annotated as KIAA0513. The transcript has 13 exons. The record is from RefSeq and is a predicted model, not a curated record. Bases 285 to 1520 code for a protein of 411 amino acids. Lineage: Eukaryota; Metazoa; Chordata; Mammalia; Carnivora; Felidae.
CGAGCUAGGGAGACGCUGGGAGAGCCGCUUGCUAGCCUCAGGCCGGACCAGAAAUAGCUGUGAUAAUUCGAUCUGAUCGCGAAGCCCCGAAGCUGGGGGUUCUGCCUGGGUACGUGGGUGCAGCCUGUCCCACCGCGUGACACUGUCUCGAGAUGCCUUAGGGCGCGAGAGCCGCCCCAGAGGACGCCUGGUGGCCAGCAGCGCCCGAGCAGCUCGUGUGCGUGGCCUCCAGCUCCCGCUGACGCCCCCGGGAACGCGGUCCGCCUGGAAUCCCCCCCCAAACCAUGGAGGCCCCGGAGGUGCCCGUGGGUGCGCUGCUUGACUUCGGGACUGAGCCAGCCGCGCCCUCGCCCCUGGAGGCGUUGCCUCCGAAGCUGCAGGAUGGGGACAGCUCGCAGGGCGACGGGGCUUCGGAGAGCGAGACCACGGAGUCCGCGGACAGCGAGAAUGACAUGGGCGAGUUGCCCUCACACCCGUCCUGGGACCAGUACCGCCGCUCCUCCUCCAACGAGUCCUUCUCUUCCAACCAGAGCGCCGAGUCGGCCGAGGACGAGGAGACCCAGGAGCUCCGGGAAUUCAUGCGCGGCUACGUGGACAAGAUCUUCUCUGGAGGGGAGGACUUGGACCAGGAGGAGAAAGCCAAGUUUGGGGAGUACUGUAGCAGUGAGAACGGAAAAGGCCGGGAGUGGUUUGCUCGAUACGUGAGCGCCCAGCGCUGCAAUUCCAAGUGCGUCUCAGAGGCGACCUUCUACCGCCUGGUGCAGUCUUUCGCCGUCGUCCUGUUCGAGUGCCACCAGAUGGACGACUUCGGGCCUGCCAAGAACCUCAUGACCAUGUGCUUCACCUACUACCACGUCGGCAAGCCGCAGCUGCUGCCCCCCGAGUCCAAGGAGAAACCCGCGGGGAGCAUCGACUCCUACCUCAAGUCCGCCAACAGCUGGCUGGCAGAGAAGAAGGACAUCGCCGAGCGGCUGCUGAAGAACACGUCUGCCAAGACGGAGAACGUCAAGGGCUUCUUCGGGGGGCUGGAGACCAAGCUGAAGGGACCCCUGGUCAGGAAACCAGAGGAGGAGGAGAGCAAGCCCAAGGAGAAGCCGCACAAGACCGUGACCGUGUGCAGCCCGGAGGAAGAGAGGAAGGGGGAAAAGAUCUAUCUGUACACGCACCUGAAGCAGCAGCCCAUCUGGCACACGCUGAGGUUCUGGAACGCGGCUUUCUUUGACGCUGUGCACUGUGAGAGGAGAAAACGGUCUCCCACCACCAGAGGGGAUGCUGGAGAGGAGGAGAAGAAGAGGGAGAAGUGGUGCCACAUGACCCAGGAGGAGAGAAACGACAGCCUGCGCUUCAACGAGAACAUCACCUUCGGGCAGCUGGGCACGUUCACUCACAACAUGCUGGCGUUCGGACUGAGCCAAAAGCUGUGCAGCGACUUCCUGAAGAAGCAGGCGGUGAUCGGCAAUCUGGACGAGGAGCAGUACAAGCUGCUGAGCGACCACAUCGAGCAGAUGACCGCUGAGUAGGCCACGGGAGGUCGCCCGAGGCACCCCCCCAGGAGGACUGAGGGUACCCGCCACUCUCCUGGGCCAGCGACUGGCUGUCACCCCACCCGAUGACCCUGCAUGACAUCAGCAGCACCCAGAGCCACUCCACGCUGCUCUAGAACUAGCAGUUAGAAGAAUCUGGUUGCCCGACCUCCCCACCCACCCUCUGCCUUGAAUGCUCCCCCCACCCACAUGCCAAAGCGUCCCUGGGGUUACAUGGCUAAAACCAAGGUGACUGUCCGUACUCCUGAGUGUCAGGCCUGUGACAUAGGACCAAGCGGACGAGCAGGAGAGAGAGAGGGUGGGGUGCACAUGCGGAUGCAGAGAAGGACCUCACGAGCUGGCCAGUGACCCCGGGCCGUCACUGGCGACCAUCUGGGAGCCUUUUCUUCAGCAGUGGGACGGAGUAGGGGGUGCUCCCACAGUGGGGGGGCCGAGGGGGCCGUGGGUCUCUCAGGGCGGGCCAGGUGGGUCCGGGGCUCCCGCCGCCUCUCUGUCGGGUCCCCACCGUGUGACGGGAACUGGAGUCACAGGAAGCUCCAGGAGGAAAGAGACCCUUCCUGUUUUAGGGAGGGAGGGAGAGCGGCGCCAGGACCUUCUUCCCUGGCUGCGGGAGGCCCAGUCAGGGCUGUGGGCACCCUGGGGACCUCGCAGGCUCUGCGCGGCUGUGUUAGAGCCACACCAGCACGGACGUGUCUGCAGCGUGCCUGCUCGGGCGACGGCUUCCUUCUGAAGCAGAGAAGGUUCUGCCUCUCGCUCCCUGGGGGAAGCAUGGGCUGUGUGUCCCGUGAAGAGACCCAGAAAAGAGGUUUCUCUGGCGGCCGCGAGACCACCACGCUCUCCGAAAGCAGACAAAGACGAUGGAGAAAUCUGUGCCAGUGUUACCGACAGCCGGGCAGAGGCGGCGUCUGGUGGCAGGUGUGAGGCUCCUUAGCUCACACGCCGUGUGACCUGCAGACUCUGCAGCCGCCCCCUCAUCUCCCAUCUGGUGUCUGGGAACCACGGCUCUUCUCCCCGGGUUUGUGCCGGGCACAGCGGGGGAGUGACUGACCCCUGCGAGGGGUGACCCGCGAGGGCUGACCCCUGAUGGCAGGACUGACCCCUGAUGGCAGGCGUCCCGCGAGGACUGACCCCUGAUGGCAGGCGUCCGGCCUGCGGCUCCCCCGGCGUGAAAGUGGCCAUCAGUCUGGAUCCCUCUGCCUCCGCCCGCCCCUCUUGGGCACUGACCUUGAAGUGGGCCUGGCGGGCUCUCUCCUUUCCCCAUGUCCUCCCCUCCUGUGUCCCCCCCUCUACCUCCUCAACUCUCGGCCAUUACCUUACGGUCUCCUCUCAAGCGCAGCAAAUACAUGCCUGGUAGUCACCCACCCGGCCAGUGCCGGAACGCUUUCCCUCGUGGGAUGCCUCCUUGGAAUGUUCCAGAGACGAGCACGCGUCGUCUGAGCUGUAGCACGCGCAUCUUGGGGAUGACGGGAGAGGCGAUGGGAGGCUUGGUACGAUCUGAGCAACGUUGCCAGCCAAAGACCGGGUCCCGAAAC